AUGAUUUUUUUUAAAUUAAUUUUUAAAUUUUAUAAAAAAUAUAAACAACUUUUUCGUAUUCUCUACAUAAUUAGAACGAUGGACGAUGACUGGGACGACUCUUGUGAUGUUGUUGUACAACCUCCUUCAAACACAAACUAUGGAAAUGAUAAUAUUGAUGAAGGCCAUAGCUUGUCAAGGGGUAGAGGGUUCCCAACUUUUAUAGAAGAAAGUAAUGACUUUAAUAAAGUUGGUAGCAAUGGUUAUGGUGAGCGUCGUGGUCGCGGCGGUGGUAGAGGAGGAGGUCGGGGUCGAGGUGGUCGCGGAGGCAGAGGCGGUGCGAGAGAUAGGGGAGAUAAUGAUAAUGAUGAGAAUAAUUACGAAUGGGAUAGAGGAGACCGGGAUAGAGGGGACCGGCCAGAAAGAGGCGAACGCGGUCGAGGAGGUAGAGGUGGUAGAGGGCGCGGGGGUCGAGGGGGUUCCCGACACUCGGGUGAUGAGGGUGAAGCCAUUAAUGGCGACGAAGAAACAAAGAAACCUCCAGUAACAUAUGUACCUCCAGAACCUACCACCAAUGAAACGGAAAUAUUCAGUAGCAGCAUCAGCUCUGGGAUUAAUUUUGACAAAUUCGAUUGUAUUGCUGUGAAGGUGACUGGAGAGAAUCCGCCAAAUGCAAUAGAUAGCUUCGAAUCUGCGAAUCUACGGAAAUACGUGCUGGACAACAUUCUAAAGUCCGGCUACAAGAAGCCCACGCCCAUCCAGAAACACGCCAUACCCAUCAUCAUGGCAGGCAGGGAUCUGAUGGGAUGUGCUCAGACUGGCUCUGGGAAAACUGCGGCGUUCCUUCUGCCUAUUAUUAACACACUUUUACAAGACUCCCGAGAGUUAGUUAUUGGACCAAACGGAUGCGCACAACCACAGGUCAUUAUCGUGGCACCUACUCGAGAAUUGACUUUGCAAAUAUUUAAUGAAGCUAGGAAAUUUUCGUAUGGUUCAGUGAUUAAAAUCGCAGUUGCCUAUGGGGGCACCGCUGUGCGUCAUCAAGGCGAUAAUAUAUCCAGAGGAUGUCACAUCCUAGUGGCCACGCCAGGACGUUUGUUCGACUUCGUAGAGCGCAGCCGCGUCUCCUUCGAGAGCAUUCGCUUCGUGGUACUGGAUGAGGCAGACCGCAUGCUCGACAUGGGCUUCAUGUCCAGUGUGGAGAAGAUGAUGGAGCACCCCACUAUGGUAGCGCUUACGGAUCGCCAGACCCUGAUGUUCUCAGCAACAUUCCCCGAGGAUAUCCAGCACUUAGCUGGCCGGUUCCUCAACAACUACCUAUUUGUGGCUGUGGGAGUAGUGGGUGGUGCCAGUACGGAUGUGGAACAGAUAUUCCACCAGGUCACUAAAUAUGAGAAGCAGAAUAUGCUUACUAAGUUGAUCGAGGAUAAUGAUGGCAAACGGGUGCUAGUAUUUGUGGAAACGAAACGCAACGCGGACUUCAUAGCGGCGCUCCUCUCGCAACAGCAGAUGCUCACGUCCUCUAUACACGGCGACCGCAUGCAGAAGGAGAGAGAGGAGGCUCUGGAGAACUUCAAAAGUGGCAGACAUUGUAUACUGGUCGCUACUGCUGUCGCUGCCAGAGGACUUGAUAUAAAGAAUGUAGACAUCGUAGUGAACUACGAUUUGCCAAAGAGCAUAGACGAAUACGUGCAUCGGAUCGGGCGUACCGGCCGCGUCGGCAACCGCGGGAAGGCUGUGUCCUUCUUUGAUUCAGAUCAGGAUGUAGCUCUAGUAGCGGAUUUGGCAAAGAUCCUGCGUCAAGCGGACCAGCCCGUGCCCGAUUUCCUGAAGGGCGGCGGCACUGCUACAUACAAGGAUAAUAAAUAUGGCGGCAGUGAUAUUAGGAGGACAUUAAUAAAUCAGAAUUUCAAUAACACAAGCACACCAGUGGAUCAAGGCCAGGAGCCGGAGGAGGAGUGG
This is a messenger RNA of Brenthis ino (lesser marbled fritillary), 1941 nucleotides long. The record is from the annotation of a GenBank genome assembly. NCBI's taxonomy places the organism in Eukaryota, Metazoa, Arthropoda, Insecta, Lepidoptera, Nymphalidae.